AUGCGAGCGGUACUGCCGGGGAAACCCCCAGCGAAGCUCCAGUCGUUCAGCACCGCGCUGUGGGACGGACUUCGAGUUAUUGCGUACAUAUCUGGCCAUGCACUGGUCAUCCUCGGCGGUCCGCAGAACCUCCUCCAAACGAUCUAUGUCGAUGACACCGACAAACUCGAAGCGGUAGCUUUCAACGAGGCAUCUGGGAAGAUUGCAGUCUGUGGUGGUCCAGAUAUCUUCAUCUACCAUCCGUGGGGUAUCAAGGGCGAAACACCCAAGUGGUCACUCGCCCAUACUUUUCGCGCCGACGAUGACGACGAACCUAUUAGUACAUUAUCGUGGGGCUCAUCGAAUGAGCUACUGGUCGGCAAUUCUCGCCUCGCCCUUUGGAUUUUGGAUGAAACACCACGGUUAGUAUGGAAAAAGAAACUCGCCGGGAAAGUGAAGUUUGCGCAAUUCUCCCCCGAUGCAGCUCUAGUCGUGACCGUGGGGCAAUAUGAUCGUCUGGCCAAAAUAUGGAGACGGUUGGCCUUUGGAGCGGACGAAGUGCGGUUUGAAGUAUCAUAUCUCCCUCACCCGCAUGUGAUUACAGGAAUUCAUUGGCGAUUGCCUUUCCACCGAGAGCAGUCCGCCGAUAAUGUUCUUUACACUCUAUGCGCGGACAAUAAAAUACGAAUUUGGGCUGUGACGGAUCAUAAUGCUCUUUCGGCAUUGCAAUUUUGGGCAGACAUUGACAUGGGGGCAUCUGUUCAACCUAGACACGCAUCGGAUCAAGACGAAGGAUCCAACAGACGCUAUGGAUUCAUUCUGGAUAGUCGAGAUUUCUGCGCUGCGACAGAGCGCGCCGUUGAACGGAACUCGGGCAACAAAGAAAACCAUGCAUUAGAACACCUCAUUGAAGUCGCCAACAAAAGCCCAGAGAUCUGCGUGGUGACUGACGGCCAAGGCCACUUAUCUGCGUGGGCCUUGGAGGACGUUGGAUCCAAAGCGAGAACAAACUUAAAUCUAUUUAAUGUUCUGCAUGUCGAGGGCGUUGAGUUUGGAUUUAUGCCAAACCUCAGAGUUCAAGAAGACUACGCGCAAAUGCAUGCGUUUCAAAGUAACACAUCCGAUGACAAAAUUAGUCUUGUUGUGCACCACUUUGAUGGCCGAAUUGAAUGGUAUGACUCGCAGGUGGAUGUUCUCUUUGAUCCUAUGCCUCGAAACAACCGUAUUGCACCCAGCGCAUCAUGGUCUGGGCAUACUGCACCUGUGAAAAAGAUUGUGAGAAAUGCGACCGGUGAUACACUUAUCUCAAGAACGGAUGAGGAUAAGGCAAUGAUCUGGAAGCAAACAAAUCGCGAGGGCAGCUCGAUGCUCGUGCACAAAAGCAUGUUGCUAUCUGAUGAACAUAUCCACCGGACUUGCAUGAUUGAGAAUACUGAUUUCCUCGUCAAUCUCCAUCACAAUGGGAUAUCCUUGUUUGACUUCAGCUCGUACCACUCCAAAAAGCUAGCACAUUUACCGUUCACCAUGUCAAGCAAGCCGCUGUGCGUUCUUCCACUUCCUACUCCAGACGGAAGUCCGGGUCGAGCGUAUGUGGCAACAAUCGGUGCUGAUAUGCACGGCAUAGCCUGGGAACUCCAAUGGAGCCCGCAAAAUGACCAAAGUGGUCUAGAACCUGGUCAGAAGGGUUGUGAAUUGCGCAGGUUUUGUGAAUUUGACAUGGGACUACGGGAAGACUUGGCCUACAUUCUACCUGUUGAUCCAGCAGGCCCCAAAGCCAAAACUUCAGGAUCGUUUGAUGUAUUUGCGCCUGAUAUUGCCCUUUCCUACACCCAAAGUGGCGUGCUACGUACCUGGACUGCCAAGGUCGAUCUUCAAAACUCCAAGGUAGAAUGGUUGCUGAAGUCAACAGUUGAAACUGGGAUCGACAACCCAUCAUUGGCUAGUGGAAGCACUAUUCGCAAGGCUGCACUUGUGGACAAAGAGAGAACUCAUUUGACCAUCUGGGACACGAACAAUGCCCAACUAGAAUUUGAGGAGCACUUCGCACAGCAUGAUAUUAUCAGAGACCUUGACUGGACUUCUACCCCAGACAUGCAAUCUAUCCUGGCAGUUGGUUUCCCUCAUAAGGUUAUCUUGCUUUCUCAACUUCGUUAUGACUACUUGGAUUCACAACCUUCCUGGACACAGGUCCGAGAAAUAUGGAUCCGAGACUUGACACCUUACCCAAUUGGCGACUCUUGCUGGCUCACAAAUGGUCACCUCAUAAUUGGCGCAGGUAAUCAACUAUUUAUCUACGACAAGGAAGUUGAUACUGCAAAUCACCUUAUAUCUGGUCUGCGAAUAGCUUCUCGAGGUCAGACGUCGGUUGACAUUUUUGAUGUUGUUGGUCGCUUGAAUGGUCCACUACCCGUUUUUCAUCCACAGUUCCUAGCGCAAUGCAUACUGGCGGGCAAGUCGGCCUUGGUCCAUUUUAUUCUGAUGAGCCUUCACCGAAAGUUGAAAUUUUAUACAGAUGGAGAUGGCUUGGAUGGGUUCUUGGAUCUGCCAAUACAAACCUUCUAUGACGAGCAAGAAGAAUCUCAAAAUGCGACUACACAAUUGAUGCGCUCAUCUUUUGUCGAUGCUUCGGGCGAAGAAGAAGAAUCAUCUGUUGUUGAUGAAAAUAUUGCAACAAUUCUCAAUGAGAACCUGGCACGUAUUGCACUGCCCCAACUUACGAGCCACGAGCAAUUUCGACUUGUGGAUACAAUCGAGUGUGUUGCAACCGUUGAAAAACACCGAAGAUCAAUGGAUGAUAAUGCGGCGCGUUAUUUUCUUUUCUUCCGACAGCACAUGCUGCGCAAGAGCCAAGGCGUAGCGAACAAAGACCGUGUCUCUUGGAGAGAAAUUGUUUGGGCGUUUCAUAGUGGCAGUCAGGAUAUCCUAACAGACCUUGUCUCACGUCAAUUCAACGGUAAAUUGACAUGGAAAGCUGCUCGGGAAAGUGGCCUCUUCAUGUGGCUGUCGGACUUGACAUCUCUGAAAGCUCAAAUGGAGUCCGUUGCUCGCAAUGAAUACACAAAGACGGAGGAAAGAAACCCCAUCGAUUGCUCUCUCUACUAUCUCGCCCUCGGGAAAAAGAAUAUCCUUCAGGGUCUUUGGAGAAUUGCCCAUUGGCAUCGUGAACAAGGUCCUACCCAGCGUUUACUUGCCAAUGACUUCAAAGAGCCGCGAUGGAAAACUUCGGCGUUGAAGAACGCUUAUGCACUACUUGGCAAACGACGAUUUGAAUAUGCUGCGACAUUUUUCCUAUUAGCCGAUCACCUACGUGAUGCGGCUAAUGUUGUCGCGAAUCAAAUGGGUGAUAUCCAACUUGCAAUUGCGAUUACACGUGCAUAUGAAGGAGACAAUGGUCCAGUUCUCAAGGAACUUCUAGAGGAAAGAGUCUUGCCUGAAGCUGCCUCCGAAGGUAACCGCUGGCAGGCCUCUUGGGCCUUCUGGAUGCUCGGAAGGCGAGAUAUGGCCGUUCGAGCUCUUAUCUCACCAAUUGAAACUCUUCUUUUACCCACCCCAGCCUCACCUGGAAGCCCAGGGCGAGUUACCCUGCAGGCUAAAUCGUAUCUCUCAAACGAUCCCGCCCUGGUUGUUCUCUAUCACCAACUUAGAGAAAAGACCUUGCAAACACUCAAAGGCGCCUCCCAAGUCCGUCCAGUGGAAGAGUGGGAAUUCGUCCUACGAAAUGCCAGACUCUAUGACCGCAUGGGAUGUGAUCUUCUUGCUCUCGAUUUGGUGCGCCACUGGGAGUUCCUUGGUGCGCCACCAACAUCGAAGACAAUACAAAACCAGCCCGUACUCGAGUUUCACGAGGAUGGCGUCGAUUACCGGAAGCUACUUCGCCGGCGAAGCAGUCUUGUCGUUGCCGAUAUGCCGAUCCGACUUUCCGAUUCCACAACUCUGUCUGUUGAUGCGAAAAUGAGUGAUGAAGCUGGAGCUUCUAAACCCCAAAAGCAGCAGAAACCAAAAGCGCCUCCUACAAUGUUUCAUGAACCUGAUACUAAUUCUUUACUGGAUAGUUUUGGGUUUUAA
Penicillium angulare is the source of this 4044-nucleotide messenger RNA. RefSeq lists its product as uncharacterized. Lineage: Eukaryota; Fungi; Ascomycota; Eurotiomycetes; Eurotiales; Aspergillaceae. The coding region runs from base 1 to 4044 and encodes 1347 amino acids. Gene Ontology annotation, biological process: vacuolar acidification. The transcript is spliced from 7 exons. The record is from RefSeq and is a predicted model, not a curated record. Gene Ontology annotation, cellular component: RAVE complex. Gene Ontology annotation, molecular function: protein binding.